GGGGGGAGGGCGCCCCGCGCUGAUUGGCGGCUCGGCUCGGCUCGGCUCGGCGCAGCAUGGCGGCGGCCGGGCGGGUCAUCGGCGGCGGCCUCGGCCGGCACCUCAGGGAGCUCCGCUUCCACCUGUGCCCGCGCUCGCCGGCCAGCCAGGGCGCCCGAGAUUUCAUUGAGCAGCACUACGUCGCUUUGAAAAGGGCGAAUCCCGACUUCCCCAUGCUGAUCAGAGAGUGCUCAAACGUGCAGCCCGCGCUCUGGGCCAGAUACGCAUUUGGCCGAGAGAAGAAUGUGCCACUAACUAACCUAACGGUGGACCAAGUGGCCAAAGCCCUGGAGAAUGUUGUUAAUAGCAAAGCAUAAGUGUAAUGAGUGGCCGCUUCCUUUGAACCCCAGUCCAGCUGUAGAGCGCAUGUGUGCAACCUAUAUAUAAAGGAAAUUGACGUCAAAUAAAUCCUCCGAGGACUGA
Molecule: messenger RNA, 462 nt
Organism: Varanus komodoensis (Komodo dragon)
Lineage: Eukaryota; Metazoa; Chordata; Lepidosauria; Squamata; Varanidae
Gene: NDUFA2
Product: NADH:ubiquinone oxidoreductase subunit A2
Exons: 3
Coding region: 57-356 (99 amino acids)
Source: RefSeq, a predicted model, not a curated record